AUGUCCGAAGAUAUAGUACGAGGAUUGCAGAAGCUGAGUAUCAGAGGUUCCAAAAAUGAGUGGAGUCUGAAUUGUAAACAAUUCGAACACAUCAAACCUGCAACACAUUCUUCUCAGAGUCUGCCGUUCUUUGAAGAGGUCGAAGAAGUGGGCACACUGACGCAUUGGCUUGAUACAGAUGAAACUGUUCUUAGUAGUCAACAAGGUCUGGCCAAUUUGGCGGAUGAUCUGUGUCACUUUAUGCAGGAUGGAUCUCGCCUUAGUAUUUCAAAGUACAUUGGCCACGACAUGCUCAAAAAUUACGAUAAUUUCGUGCCGCUUACCACAGAUCAACUUGAGAACAUGACGGGUGUACGAAAGUUCAUAGAUCAGUGGAAAGGUAAAAAUGGUCAGCAAAAACUAACAAUCGUAUGCUCCAGACAUAAUCUCAUAGAUCUGAUAAUGGCACCCUUCUCGGACCAAGCUGUCCACCUUAACGCUAUCCACACAGGUGGCUAUCUCCACAUCUUUCCUGAUAGGCAAAGCGUCGAGCAGUGCACAGGAAUCCAUUCAAAAGAUGCUCGAAUUAAAAAAAUAUGCUACAGUGGUUUCGAAUUGGAGAAUUUGAUAACAGUGCCACCGACACCAAAUCGUCGAUCUGCUUUCUACUCAAUCGUUCGUGGAAAAAUAGAUUCGAACAUUGAAUGUCUCUUCAAAGCCGAGAUGGAUUGUAUAGAUCCAAUAGCCAAUACCUACACCGAAAUUAAGUGUUCUUCUGGCCUAAAACCUAGAAACACUUAUCAUCGGCUUAAACUGUUACGAAUGUGGGUACAAACCUCACUCAUACCGAGUACAGACCUGCUGAUAGGUAUAAGAGAUCCGUACUACAACCAGCUAGCUUCGUUUGAACGGUAUACCAGAGAUCAAUUGUAUCGUAAGUUCAAUAAUUCAAAUUUGAACUUCAUACGACGCAACUACAACUACAACGCUAAUGUUUCAGUGCAGUGGUUCGACCACAUAAUGAAAUCGAUUUGCAAGCUCAUAACCCCUCACCUCCCGUCAGACAACUCUGAACUGACCUCCUUCAAGAUAACCCUCACAAAAGAUCUAUGUCUGAAGCUUCGCAAGCUAGACAACACGCCGACAAAUACAAUGUUCUAG
This is a messenger RNA of Lachancea nothofagi CBS 11611, 1140 nucleotides long. Lineage: Eukaryota; Fungi; Ascomycota; Saccharomycetes; Saccharomycetales; Saccharomycetaceae. The record is from the annotation of a GenBank genome assembly.